AUGGGCGUUCCUAAAGAAGAAAUAAAAUUACUUUCUUGUCACUGCUCUGAUGCUGGAUUAUUAUCAUACACUUUAUCUCCUGAUGAUAAAAAAAACGAGAUUAUUGGAAUAUUUAUGGAUAAAAUUCAUGGAAAACCAACUUUAGUUUCAUAUAAUGAACAAGUAAUUGGAAAAGAAAACAAUAAUAUUAAAACUGCAAAAGAAGUAUUUUACGAAAAUCAACAAAAUUCUCUAAAAAAGCCAUUAAAUUUAACUGACAUAAAUCAACAAUUAGAAAUUUUAAUGAAUAUUGAUUAA
Molecule: messenger RNA, 297 nt
Organism: Rhizophagus irregularis DAOM 181602=DAOM 197198
Lineage: Eukaryota; Fungi; Glomeromycota; Glomeromycetes; Glomerales; Glomeraceae
Source: RefSeq, a predicted model, not a curated record